ACGGCCAGUGAAAGUUUAGAAGGAGGUGGAGGAAGGAGCAGCUGACUUCAGACUGCAGGCUUCAGGUCCACGGAGGCAUCUUCAUCAGUUCCAAUCAAAAUGAGCGUGCAGACAGAACUCUGGUGCAGCGUCAUCCUGUUGGUGCUGAUAAAGCUGGUGCAGGCCCAGUACGAGCUGCAUGGCUACCCGCCGGGCUACCCUGACCCGGAGCAGGAACAGUACACCCCCCCAGUGCUGGAUCCAGACACCCCCAGGAUCCAGCUCCGGUUGGCGGGAGAUAAGAGGAAGCACAAUGAGGGGCGAGUGGAGGUUUACUACAAAGGAGAGUGGGGGACUGUGUGUGAUGAUGACUUCAACGUCCACGCCGCCCAGGUGGUGUGCAGGGAGCUGGGCUACGUGGAGGCUGUCUCGUGGUCGCCGUCAUCAAAAUACGGAAAAGGAGAAGGACCCAUCUGGUUUGACAACCUCCAAUGCACCGGCACAGAAAAGACGUUGGCGAUGUGUCGUUCUAACGGCAUCGGAGUGUCUGACUGUAAACACACUGAGGAUGUGGGCGUGGUCUGCAGCGACAGAAGGAUCCCAGGGUUUAAAUUCGUGAACUUGCUGCCCAAUCAUGUGGAGAACCUGGACAUCCGUGUGGAGGACGUGCGUAUUCGAGCCAUACUGUCCACAUACCGCAAGCGGAUCCCCGUGACUGAAGGACAUGUAGAGGUGAAGGACGGGGGCAAGUGGAAGCAGAUCUGUGACACAGAGUGGACCCAGUUCAAUAGUAGAGUCAUCUGUGGCAUGUUUGGCUUCCCGGGAGAAAGGCGCUACAAUGCCAGAGUUUACAAGAUGUUUGCUCGAAGGAGGAAACCAACAUACUGGGAUUUCUCUGUCAACUGCACUGGUACUGAGGCUCAUUUGUCCAGCUGUAGACUGGGUCACGCCAACUCCAAUGGCACCUGCAGCGAGGGGUUGCCGGUGGUGGUGAGCUGUGUGCCCGGCAGAGCCUUCGCCCCGACGCCUAUGACAGGAUUCAGGAAGGCUUUCAGACAAGAGCAACCUUUGGUUCGCCUCCGCGGUGGUGCCAUCGUAGGCGAGGGCCGCGUGGAGGUGCUGAAAAAUGGAGAGUGGGGGACCAUAUGUGAUGAUAAAUGGAGUUUGCUUUCUGCCACUGUGGUGUGUCGAGAACUCGGCUUCGGCACUGCAAAGGAGGCUCUGUCUGGAGGUCGCCUAGGACAAGGUAUGGGCCCGGUGCACAUGAAUGAGGUGCAGUGCACUGGAUUUGAGAAGUCCAUAACUGAGUGUUCAUUCAACGCGGAGAUUCUUGGCUGCAGCCAUGAGGAGGACGCAGCUGUCAGGUGUAAUGUUCCUGCUAUGGGUUUCCAGCAAAGGCUGCGUCUGAGUGGAGGCCGUAACCCCUACGAAGGCCGUGUGGAGGUACUGAUGGAGCGGAACGACUCUCUGGUCUGGGGCACGGUAUGCAGCGAGGGGUGGGGAAUCAUGGAAGCCAUGGUGGUCUGCAGACAGCUGGGCUUAGGAUUUGCCAGCAAUGCUUUCCAGGAGACGUGGUAUUGGCCGGGUGAGGUGAGUGCAGACCAGGUGGUGAUGAGUGGCGUUCGCUGCUCUGGAACCGAGAUGUCUCUGUCCCACUGCCUUCACCACGGGCAGCACCUCAGCUGUCCUCGAGGGGGAGGCCGCCACGCUGCUGGAGUCUCCUGCUCUGAGACGGCUCCUGACCUGGUGCUAAACCCUCUGAUAGUGGAGCAGACCACCUACAUGGAGGACCGGCCCAUGUUCAUGCUGCAGUGCGCAUACGAGGAGAACUGUCUGUCCUCCACCUCUGGCCAAGUCCCUGCCAACACGUACCGGCGCCUGCUGCGCUUCUCCUCCCAGAUCCACAACAACGGCCAGUCCGACUUCCGACCCAAAGCAGGGAGGCACGAGUGGGUUUGGCACGAGUGUCACAGGCAUUAUCACAGCAUGGAGGUGUUCACCACGUAUGACCUGUUCAGCCUGAAUGGAUCAAAGGUGGCAGAAGGUCACAAAGCCAGUUUCUGUCUGGAGGACUCAGAGUGUGAUGAAGGGAUUGAAAAGAAGUACGAGUGCGCUAACUUUGGGGAACAGGGGAUCACUGUUGGCUGCUGGGAUACCUACAGACAUGACAUCGAUUGUCAGUGGAUCGACAUCACUGAUAUCAAGCCUGGAGAUUACCUUUUCCAGAUUGUGAUCAAUCCAAACUACGAAGUCCCAGAAACAGACUACACCAACAACAUAACCAAAUGCAGAUGUCGAUAUGACGGCAACCGUGUCUGGAUGUACAGCUGCCAUAAUGGCGGCUCGCUGAGCGCGGAGCUGGAGCAGACGUUCCCCGGCCUCCUCAACAACCAGGUGACCCACAGGUAGAGAUCAGGACGACGAGUGCAGUCAGGCAGCCGGGCCCUCGAGACAAACGCUGACCAACCACUACACAGUCAUCUGUGCUGGGUCCAUGUCAGCCCGGCAAUGAUUGCACAGCCUCUGCUACCACCCCCAAACAGCCACCAUCUCCACCCCAGGACAGAAAGAACGAGGAGGUAGAGCCUCUGUGGGGAGAAUCAAAGGAACGGCGAAGAUCAGCACAAGAGACUCAUGUUCUGAAAGGAAAUGCAGGACUUUAAAAGAACCAGCUGCAGAGUUUGGUGUGGUUUAGUUUAGUUUGUGUUUUUUGUUCUAAAAGAGUUCAGACUCCAGUGCUGUACUGCCUAAAAGCUGAGAAAAAGGCUGUCUGGGUGUGGAAAUACAGACGAGUGUUUCUUCUUCUAUUUAUCAAAGUCAUUGAGUGUAAUUUCCAACGUUCAGUCCUUUUGGAUCAGAUUAAGAACUGAUCCAGUUUAUGCCCAUGAAAGAAGCAUGUAUCACCAGUCAUGAGAAAAUGGAAGAAUGUCCAGUUCCAGUGGAUAAAAUGUUGAAAUUUUACUGAACUGAACUACCUAUUCCCACCUUUCAAACCCACGAUCCUCCUCAUGAUCCUCCUGUUCUGUACUGUACUACAGAUCAUCUCCUUUAAUCUGAAAACUGAGGUUUUACUGCUCUCUAGUGGCGUAUCCAUGCCUAACCCAUUGGUCCAUAUUGAUGCAAUAAUGCAAAUCACCUUAAAAAACAUAAAAGCAAAAACAUAUUUUUGUCUGAGCUGUAGAUACAUUUAGACGUUAAAUCAGUUCAGAGUUAUUUAUGUUGUUACAGAGAAGAUGUACUCCAAAAAUGUUAAGGUUCUCAAACAUUAAACAUGUGAAAGUUAAUGAAGUUCAGAUGAGGAAAAACAUCAUAAGAACGUGUUUUUAAAUGAGCUUGAAUUGAUCAGUUCAUGUUGAGUUCCGGUCCGAUAACAGCAUCGACUCACACAGAGAACAAUUGUACUUUUUGGAAGUUUUCGCUCCCUUAAAAAUGUACCACCUUCUGAUGAUGGUAAACAGUUUUGAAAAAAGAGAGAAGUGAUACUCUAAGUGAUGGAACUUCCUUGAAGCCAGACUAUACUGCUAAAGCAUCCAUGGAUCAAGCUACCUCUGAGCACCAGAACACACUUUUGUGUGGUGGGGUUUUGUUGUUCAGGGCGACUGCACUUUAAAAUGUUGAUCUAUUGCAGUGUUCACACCAGUUCAGGCCACUACUUUGAGUGAAAAGUCAAUGAAAACGUGUGUAUUCAGACUCUGAUGUUCAUGUGUCACUACGCAAGUUUUAAAGUCAGUUUAUGGGCGGAUUACGGCCAUUGAACAGACGUUAAAAGUUAGAUCGGUUUAACUUUGACCUGGAUUUGGUAGUGACAUAAAGAUAGUGUCCUUUUUAUUUCACAAAAGUACCAACCGGUUAAAAUGGAUCAGGGAGGAAAAAUUAAUAAUUGUGGUUUGAUUUAGCACCAAGACUUUUAUAUAUAGUGGAAUUGAGCUGUGAAAGUAAAAGACUAGAGUCAGAUUCACCAGAUGUCUUCCUCUUCAACAUAUUUAAGCUAUAAGUACAUGCAUCAGGUAACCAGUGUGAACACCAUAUGCUAAAUGCGGUUUCAAGAACCUACCUUAACCCUUUAACUGCCUGCUCAACCAAACAAUGGGAAACAUUUAGAAAACAGGUUUAUAAAAAUAUUGAUUGUGUGUGUUACUCCACGAGGUACAGAGCCCCUACAGGGAAAUUGAAGAAAAUAAAAUUGAAGUCUUUUUUUUUUCUCUAAAAAUUGAAGUAAAAAAAAAAUAAAAAUCUUCUUAGUAAUUGGUGAUCAAUUAGUAACCAGAACAUUUUUUAAUUCAAUUUUUAGAAACUAUCUGGUGUUCAGCAGUUACUAACCACAAUUUUUUUUGGUAAAAAUCAAAGUAGUAAAAAUAAAAAAUAAAAAUUGUAUAGUAACUGAUGCACACCAGAUGAUAACUGGUACACAUCAGUUACUAACCAUUAAAAAAUAUAUAAAUAGUUAAAGGGUUAAGCGUGUUUUUGAACAUGUGUCCCAUUUCUGGUGAGUAGCUUAAUACAACUCACUAUAAUACUAAUGAUUCUCAACUUUUACUUAAAAUAAGGUUUUCAAAAGCAUUAAACAAAAACAAAAAUGACAUACCUGUGGAAGUGUUUUUGAUAGACGAACAUGUCAACACAGAUUUAGCAAAUCACACUAGUGACACAAAAGCUGGAGUUGGUUUCAUUAUUAUUCAUUGUUUGGAUAAUCUUUCAUUCAUCCAGUAUAUUGUUACUUAUCAGUAAAAUGGUUAAAAAUGUGCUGAAUCUGUCAUUGUAGGUGAUCGACCUCUUUACCAUUGUUGACUGUAGUUAUCUAUGCAUCCCAGAGGUCCAGACUCUGGUUACACACUCAGAGGAGCCACUUUAACUUUGUUGUAUUCAUGUAUAAUGCUGAGCAUAGACCGGUGAAACGCGUCCAAAUCCAUUGGGUUAGUGCGGUUGUCUCUGAAGUGCUCCGCCCCCCCUGAUUUCAGAUAGGCUUGGUGCUUCUUUUCACAGCAUUAUUUACAUUUUUCCUUAUUUAUGCUAAAAAAAAGAUCCAUUGAUUUCAAAUUGUUGCAACCUUGAGCUGAGAAAGCGUUAUUAUUGGCUGCAAUACUCAGGAGUACCUAAUCCUAAACUAUGACACACUCACACCUCAAACUUCAGAGGUCCAGACUUACUGUAGCACUGGAUCAGAAAAGUUUGAUCCGGUGGCUUAGAGUGGAUCAGGUUCUGUGCAACACAGAAACUAUUCUACCAUCCCCAACAUGUGUCUAAACAUGAGUUAACAGACAUCAUAACCGACUUGCCUAUAACCCGUGUGCACAAUGAAUGCAGUACUACCAUCAAAUCUGCUAAACUCAUUUGGACAUAUUUUCAGAUAUCAAAAAUCAUCUGGACUCAUUAAAUAAGAGUGUAAUUUUCUGUCUAAAUAUGUCACUUUUUUAAAGACAUUUUAAAAAAGGCCUUUUCAUUCCAAUGUAUUUGUGUUUCCUUUUGUACUUUCCAAUGUUUAAAUGUAUUUACUUUUGUUCUUUUCGUAAUGGUGCUAUCAAACUGGUCCUCUGUUUUCUGAGGGCUCAGUAAAUGUUACAAAGUUACGUUGUGUAUACUUGAAGAGUAUACUUGAAUCCUGAGGAAGAAACAACCUGUGCUGUGUGCAAAUUUACUACAAGAUUAAAGUUAUUAAGCAACAAA
Oryzias melastigma (Indian medaka) is the source of this 5643-nucleotide messenger RNA. It is a transcript of the gene loxl2b, whose product is annotated as lysyl oxidase-like 2b. Gene Ontology annotation, cellular component: membrane. The transcript is spliced from 14 exons. Gene Ontology annotation, molecular function: protein-lysine 6-oxidase activity; copper ion binding. The coding region runs from base 100 to 2388 and encodes 762 amino acids. The record is from RefSeq and is a predicted model, not a curated record. NCBI's taxonomy places the organism in Eukaryota, Metazoa, Chordata, Actinopteri, Beloniformes, Adrianichthyidae. Gene Ontology annotation, biological process: sprouting angiogenesis; peptidyl-lysine oxidation.